This is a messenger RNA of Selaginella moellendorffii, 1726 nucleotides long. RefSeq names its product sperm-associated antigen 6. The transcript has 8 exons. Gene Ontology annotation, biological process: cilium movement. Gene Ontology annotation, cellular component: microtubule cytoskeleton. The record is from RefSeq and is a predicted model, not a curated record. The coding region runs from base 91 to 1635 and encodes 514 amino acids. Lineage: Eukaryota; Viridiplantae; Streptophyta; Lycopodiopsida; Selaginellales; Selaginellaceae. Gene Ontology annotation, molecular function: microtubule binding.
GGUUCUUGGGCGCGCGCGCGCGCGGGGCUCUCGUCCAAUGCCGGCUACCGGCCGAUGAGACGGCGGCGGCACGAUGGUAUGUAGAGAGGAAUGGCGACUGCACGAUCGAUUCUCCAGGUCGUUGAGAGCUUCCAAAAGUCGCGUACGCUGUUUGCCCGGACGAUCGCGGAGCUCGCUCUAAAGCCACAGAACGUGGAGAUUCUCCACAAUGCCGGUGUUCUGGUCCUGCUGCGACCUCUCUUGCUGGAUUGCAUCCCACAAAUCCAGCAAUUGGCAGCGCUGGGCCUCUCCCGGCUCGCAAACUACAGCGAAGAGCUAGCGGAGGUUUUUGUCACAGAGAAAAUCCUCCAGCAAGUUCUAUUCCCCCUCAGAGAUAUCAAUCGUCACAACAAGAAGGCCGCCGCGAAUGUCCUGCGAGCUGUGGCCAAGCACACGGCGCCCCUGGCACAGGCGGUGGUGGAGUCUGGAGCUCUGGAGCCACUGGUGCAUUGCCUCGAGGAAUUCGAUCCAUCCGUCAAGGAGGCCGGCGCCUCGACGCUGGCCAACAUCGCCAGGCACAACGCUCGUCUCGCCCAGGCCGUGGCGGACGCUCGAGCGAUUGGAUUCCUCAUUCUUUGCGUCCAGGAACCCGAGAUUGCGCUGCGAACAGCCGCAGGCACAGCGCUCUCGGAAAUAGCAAAACAUACCCCGGAGUUGUCCCAAGUUGUGAUCGAAGCUGGAGCUACACCACACCUUGCCGCGCUCCUCACGCACAAUGACUUCAGAGUAAAACGUGUGGGUUGCUUGGCGCUCAGUCAGCUGGCCAGACACGUCGAGGAUCAAGCAGAGGCCGUUGUGGAGCAAGAGAUCUUCCCCAAGAUGUUCGGCUGCUUGAAAGACCAGGAUCCCCAACUCCGAAGAAACGGAGCCACUCUGAUACGCGAGGUCGUCAAGCACUCGGCAGCGCUCGCCCAGCUUGUUGUUGGCGCCGGUGGACUCUCCGUCUUGAUCGAAAACAUUUCGGACACUUUCGGCAACGAGCGCUUGCCAGGUAUAAUGGCUGUCGGCUACAUUGGCGCCUUCGACGAGAUGCUGUCCAGCUCGGUCAUCGCGUCAGGCGGCGUGGCGGCGAUGGUGUGUGCACUCGUCCAGGAGCACGAAGACCACAUCAAGAGCGCGUCCGCAUGGGCUCUGGGACAGAUCGGCAAGCACGGCCCCGUCCACGCUCUUGCCGUUGCCGAGGCCGGAGCGCUCCCACACCUGGUCGCCACCUUCCUGUCAAAAACCAGCAGUGAGGACCUCCAGUCCAAGUGCAAGAAAGCUCUCAAGAACCUCUCGGACCGUCUUAGUCACCUCCCCGCUCUGGAUUCGCUGCUACAGGGACCAAUGCUGCCUGAAGGUAUACUCAAGUACGUCCUUGGCUCUCUCGCGAAGGUGUUGGCCGCGGAUAGUGAUGCCAGAGCCAAGUUCGUGACGUCGGGCGGCUUUGAGAAGCUCCAGAACCUGGCAGCCGAGCCGGGCACGGAGCUGCGCGAGUGCAUCGACCUCAUCAACAGCGUCUACCCGGUGGAGAUUGUCCACUACUACUCUCCAGGAUACUCGGAAGUCCUGCUGAAGAAGCUUACUGGUGCGAAGCCAGCCAUCCCCGUAGGCUGAGAGGCGAAAAAACUUUGUCGAGCUGGUUGAGCUCCACGGCUGAGCUUGUAAGUGUAAAUGUGUGGCAAAAACGUCGAGUACGAGUUCUUCA